GGGGAGGUUAAAAAAAAAAAAAAAAAAAAUGUUAUCCAGGCUAACCAACCCAGAGGAGUGAAAAAUGCGGGAGUAUCUUUGAAGAGAGACGAACGAGUUUAAUCAUCCCAACGCAGCAGUUGGAAAAGCAAAAAAAUAAAUGGUUAAGUGGGAGAGGAGUACAAUUCGUCACCCGCGCACGUGGAGGAGAAAAAAUUGCCAUCCAAUUGCCGUCAAAUUACCGCCAAACCGCCGCGCACAGAAUAGUAUGCGCCUCGGCCUGCGCCACUCCGAUCUUGCAGCCUACUUGUCGAGCAGGUAAGAAAAACGAAAUGCUGCCACGCAAUUGCGAGCGCCGCGUGUACAAUCUGUGAAUAGGAACGGACACGCCGCACGAGCGAAGUGAAGAGACGAAGAAGCGAAGAGGUGAAGAAGCAAAGACGCGAAGUGAACAAUCGCUGUCGUGCACAGUUUGCCACCCCCCCAGACAGAGCCGCAGCCUCCACGACGCGCACGUGCCAAAUCAUGGAAGACAAAAAAACGGACCCGUCAAAUAGAACGAAGGAAAAUGUGAAAUUCUCAAAAUUUGUAACCUCGCUGAGUUUUAUGAAAAAAAAUACAAAUGAUAAGGAAGAGGGAAUAAAAAAAAAAGUUAAGUACGCCAAUGAUGAGCAUGUGUGGAUACUGAAGGAGUAUGAAGAGGAAGGAAAUGCCUUUUUGAAGAAGCAGGCGGCGCAAAAAAAUAAAAAUAAUGUUGCCCUGAAUUGCCUGGGGAGGAGGUCCUACAAGAAUUACAACAGCUACGUAAAUCUGUACAAUAUGGAAAUUAAAAAAUUUAUCAAUUCCGUUCGGAAGAACAAGCCAGUGGGUUCCUUGCGCGAGUGA
This is a messenger RNA of Plasmodium vivax (malaria parasite P. vivax), 864 nucleotides long. RefSeq lists its product as hypothetical. Lineage: Eukaryota; Apicomplexa; Aconoidasida; Haemosporida; Plasmodiidae. Bases 505 to 864 code for a protein of 119 amino acids. The record is from RefSeq and is a predicted model, not a curated record. The transcript has a single exon.